This is a messenger RNA of Pimephales promelas (fathead minnow), 4356 nucleotides long. It is a transcript of the gene dusp8a, whose product is annotated as dual specificity phosphatase 8a. Gene Ontology annotation, biological process: peptidyl-tyrosine dephosphorylation; negative regulation of MAPK cascade. The record is from RefSeq and is a predicted model, not a curated record. Gene Ontology annotation, molecular function: protein tyrosine/threonine phosphatase activity; MAP kinase tyrosine phosphatase activity; MAP kinase tyrosine/serine/threonine phosphatase activity. NCBI's taxonomy places the organism in Eukaryota, Metazoa, Chordata, Actinopteri, Cypriniformes, Leuciscidae. Gene Ontology annotation, cellular component: cytoplasm.
AUAGUGCCUAAGUGCACCUUCUGUUUUCCCGGCUGGCUAAUGUCUACUAUCGCUUAUCUCUCGUUUCCUUGCGGCGUAACUGGCCCAGUUGCGCUGUAGAAGAAUGAAAAGGUUUUAAUGGUUGUUUUGUUGUUCGCAUGUGUGUGGCAGACAGCAGUACAGACUCAUGGUUAGUAUACACUAGUGACGUCUGCUGGCGAAUGGCUUCCCAUCGGAGCGCAGUGCCCUACAUGGAGAGCAGCUGAAACACUCAGGACCAGGGCAAACGGAGACACCAUGCGCACCUUGAUGUCUCUUUGUGACCCGUGUCAGUGAUUUUAAGAUCACUGAUCCACCGCCCUCUGCCUUGGUUGUCGUCGUGAGCAACCUUCAUCCAGAGAGGGCUUCCAGGUACCUCCAUGGCGGGGGAAAAGGGUCGUCGCAGCGUCAUGGAUAUCAAGCGCCUGGCGGGGCUGCUCCAGCGUGGAGCCGGGCGAUUGCUGGUCAUCGACAGUCGGACUUUCUCGGAGUACAACGCCUCGCACGUUUACGGUGCCGUCAACGUCUGCUGUUCCAAACUGGUCAAGAGGAGGCUUCAGCAGGACAAGGUGUCAGUUACCGAGCUCCUCCAACCCAACGGAAAGGUCAAGGUGGACCUGGCCCGCAGACAGGAGGUGGUGGUGUACGAUCAGGGCACUAAAGACGCCGGUCAGCUUUCCAAAGACAGCUUCGUCCACAUCCUCCUGAGCAAGCUGGACGGCACCUUCCACAGGGUGUCUCUGCUCACAGGUGGUUUUGCAGCUUUCUCUUCCUGUUUUCCAGGCUUGUGUGAAGGCAAGCCAGUGGCCACUCUGCCCAUGAGCUUGUCUCAGCCAUGUUUGCCUGUGGCGAAUGUUGGUCCCACACGAAUCCUGCCCCAUCUCUACCUAGGCUCACAAAAAGAUGUGCUCAACAAGGAUCUAAUGGCUCAAAAUGGCAUCACAUAUGUAUUAAAUGCAAGCAACACUUGCCCAAAGCCAGAGUUCAUCUCCGAAAGCCAUUUCAUGCGCAUACCCGUCAAUGACAACUACUGUGAAAAACUCCUGCCAUGGCUAGACAAAACCAACGAGUUCAUUGACAAAGCCAAGCUUUCCAACUGUCGAGUCAUUGUCCAUUGUUUAGCUGGCAUCUCCAGGUCCGCCACCAUCGCCAUUGCUUAUAUCAUGAAGACAAUGGGCUUGUCAUCAGACGACGCAUACAGGUUUGUGAAGGACCGCAGACCUUCAAUAUCCCCCAACUUCAACUUCCUGGGUCAGCUGCUGGAGUUUGAGAAGGGUCUGAGGUUGCUAAAAGCUCUGUCCUCAGGUCAGGAGAAGUUGGAGCAGUUAAAGGAAUUAUCCGAACCUAGGGGAGAAUCUUCAAGCGAUCCCGAAAAGGGACGCCUGGAGGCGGACAAAGACCGCACAGAAUUUGACGCUAAGCUACCUUCUCCAACCUCCCUCCAGCAGGGCUUUAAUGGCUUGAAUCUUUCGGCAGAGCGCAUCCUGGACACCAACCGUCUCAAACGCUCUUUCUCGCUUGACAUCAAAUCUGUCUACGAGCCCAACCACUGUCCUCGCCUCGCACCUGUGCAUACCGAAGAUGUCCCCAAACUCUGCAAGCUGGACAGCCCAGAGGCUGGAGAAGCCAAUGGAGUAUGCCAAUACUCGCCUCUUUCAGUCAGCCCUGGUUUAGCUGAAUCUCCCGAGAGCAGCUCCAGACCUCGUUCACGGAGGAAAAGCAAGCACAAUGGUAGCAGCGCUGGAAGUUCUCCUGUGCACUCGCACAGCCUAAACCUCGGACGCUCACUCCCUGCGCACAAAAGUCCCAGUCUUGAUGACAAUCUGAAGCCCUCCCUGCUGCUCAGCCUUCCCACUGUGGGCACCGGGCCCAUGUGGACCAAGCAUAGAGACACCGUUCAGGCCACAACGCCUGUUACGCCAACAGGCGAAGCCCCUUGGUUCUACAGUUCGGAGUCAAUGAACAGUAAUGGCGGUGGAGGAGGGGCUGUACACUUUCCUACGCUAGGCUGCAGCAGUCUCCCUGGGCCGUGUGAGGCUGUGCGUCUGCGGGAGAAGGUGGGGGAACCGCGGGACUCGAGGGGCAGCUGGCACGAGGAUGCUCCCACUUCCUGUGCUUCCGACAAGCAGUUUAAGCGGCGCAGCUGUCAGAUGGAGUUUGAAGAGGGGAUAUCAGAGACACGUUCAAGGGAAGAACUGGGAAAGAUCAGCAAGCAGUCCAGCUUCUCUGGGAGCAUGGAAAUCAUUGAAGUAUCCUGACAUCCCCUGCACAGCCCCUGAGGACUUUUACCGACAGUCAGCGGACAGGCGUCGCUCAUGAUCAAGGAUGAUCAUGGCUUGUCGAUAAUGACUAGUUCUUUUUCGUUGUCUUUUUAAGCCAGUGGAACCGGACACAGAUUGACUUUGCUUUUGACUUUCUACUGUUUUUUAAGCCAUAGACAUCCCCAGAUGACAACGCGCUGAGACUCCAGUGGCAGAAUCCCUCGUAGAAACAGACCCCCCUCCGAAAUGAUUGAGAAUCAAGCAUGGCUGUUAAGCUUACACUUGUUUCUUUUAUUAUGCCAUUUUAUGAAGUUACACCGCCACAGCACAAGGAGUCAGCAUAGACUAAGCCUUGGUGGUACAUGCUUUUCCUGGCUGAAUGAAGGCCUCUUUGUGCAGUUCUCUUGUCCACCCUGGUCCUGUAUCCUAGCAUUCAUGGAAUCCUGGAGGAGGAACCAGGCAUGUCAUGAAGGAAACGCAUUGUGGGCAUAUUCCCAUGAUGUUCUGUCACUCUUUUGUCACCCAGAUUUCAGGGUCUUGUUCUUCCCUUCCUGCGCCCAAGUGGUGAUGCUCGAACUGUUGCGCAAGCCCACGUUCCUCUCACCGAGCAUGCUUCGAGGCUGCUGUUUUCCUUACAAACAAAUAGUAAAUGAACUAUACACAGUGAUUUCAAUGGAUGUUUAAAAACAUUUUUUUCUUUUCUUAGUUACAUUUUUAAUUUAUUCUACUGGUUCAUUCUGGUAAUGAGAAAUAAUAUAAAAGAUUGUGGAGUUUUUAUUUUUCCUCUUUUUUUUAGUGUUUUCAGUGAUAUUUACGAAAAUACACUUGCAAGACCUACAAGCAAUAUGUUUUCACUUAUUGUCCUCCUUUUCGUUCAUAAGAGAGUGCGGUUAUUACCAGGAAUUAUCUGACGUUAAAAUGCACUUUCUUUUGCUUUAAGUGGGAUGUUUUUGGAUGUUCUCAUUAAAAGGGUACCACAACGCUUUACAAAAAAAAAUCACGUGUAACCAUUUAUGUCCUGCGGUGUGCGUCACAAACUAAAGCAUUUGGUAUGGCUUUCAUUUGUCUCUCCAGCCUGCUGGCUUGAAUUAUUAAAGACUUUAAUCCAGCAUGAAUAAUCUAGAGUCAUCUAGAAGAAUAUGUAUGAUACCCCAUCAAUUUUCAAGAAUUUGAUUUUUUGUAUUAACAAGCACACAAGACAAAAUGAAGGGAAAAAUGACAGGGACUAUAAAGGGGUUUGUCUGUGUCCCCCAUUUGUUCUGCAUAUUUAUGAUAUUAUUUAUUGUUUGUUUGGGUCUGAUUGCGGGAGGAUGUAUGAUGGAUGUUGUGAAUGACCCUUCGCAGAUGCUCAUAUAGACUUGCGUCUUGGAGAGGAGAUAAGCCCCUAAACUUUAUAUCUACGACUGCGCACCCAAACACAACUAGAUGCAUUUUUAAUUUUUUUAAACCUGACUGAUGAUCUGUUGAUCAGCUAGUUUAUAUUAGAUCAUAAAACUUUAUAUGUACAACCAAUAACUGAUAAGAACAGAAUCUGCUCUAUGGUGACUCUGCUCAUUCGGCUUGCUUUUUUUUUUUUCUCUCAGGGGAGCUUUUGAUGACUCAAUUACAAAUCUGGGCUCUGAGCUUUUUCUUUCCUGUCCUUUUCACUCAUUCUCUACACUUUCUCUCCCUUUUUCCUCUCCAUUUCUCUCAGAAUCUCUAGAACGCUCCAAAGUUUAUAUAUAACACAGAAAGGGUGUGUGUGUGCAAAUGUGAAUGCCCUCUCCAUGUGAGAUAGUUCAGCAAUUUAUUUAUGUCUGUAUUUUUUUCAGUUAGCUUUUCUGAAUGGCAAAUCUUGUAUUUUGUGCUGCUGUAAUUGUUUUCCUUGUGUGAGACAUUACCUGUAUUUCCUUUUCCUUCCCUGUACUAUAUUUUUAAAGACAUUGUUAUCAUUAUUUAAAACAUGUAAUAAAAAGAUGCAGGCUGUCCUUUUUUGCUGAUAAUGUUGAAUAGUUGGCAACUAAUUAUUAUUAUUAUUAUUAUUAUUAUAUGUUGUGUGAAUAGCAUCGUAUCAACAAAACUAAUUGAGAUAGGGAAU